Pieris rapae (cabbage white) is the source of this 932-nucleotide messenger RNA. RefSeq lists its product as uncharacterized. NCBI's taxonomy places the organism in Eukaryota, Metazoa, Arthropoda, Insecta, Lepidoptera, Pieridae. The transcript has a single exon. The annotation marks the transcript as partial. Gene Ontology annotation, molecular function: nucleic acid binding. The record is from RefSeq and is a predicted model, not a curated record.
AUUGUAAACUUUACCCCGGUAGGGUAUGAUAUAGCUGCAUGGAGAAAUCGCUUUUUGCGUACCAUUGCAUCGAAACGUGCAGAAGGCAAGCCAAUAAUCUACUUAGAUGAAAUUUAUGUUCACAAUACCUAUAAGCCUAAAAAAUGUUGGCAAGGUCCAUCAACAAGUGGAAUAAUUGAAAAUAUAUCGUCAGGAAAACGAUAUAUUAUUGUGCAUGCAGGAUCAGAGAAAGGCCCUGUUCCAAACUCAUUGUUGGUAUUUAGCACCAAAUCGAAAAUGACCGACUACCACCAUGACAUGAAUUCCACAAACUUCAACAAAUGGCUUCAAGAAACGCUUAUGCCCAAUUUGAAUGAACCAAGUGUAAUUGUAAUGGACAAUGCAUCAUACCAUUCUGUCAUAAUAAAUAAAGCGCCCACAUCUCAAAAUCGAAAGUUAGAGAUACAGAAUUGGCUUACAUUGAAUGGUAUUUCAUUUGAAACAUACAAUUCAAAAGCAGAGUUGCUCUGCUUAGUAAAACCGAACACACCAGAACCUAUUUAUGAAGCUGAUGAACUUUUAAGCCAAAACGGACAUGAAGUGCUAAGACUUCCUCCAUAUCAUUGUGACUUAAAUGCUAUAGAACUCAUAUGGAGUCUAGCAAAAAGAAAUGUGGGAAGCAAAAAUGUAAGCCAAACUCCAAAAGAGUUCGAGGAUCUUAUAAAACAAUCUUUUGAGUGUAUUACAGCAGAUGAUUGGAAAAAAAUGACAGACCAUGUCAUUCAUGUGGAAGACAAGUACAAAAGAAGAGACCAUAUAACUGAAAAUAAUCUGGAAAGCUUCAUCAUCAAUUUAAGAGACAGCAGCGACUCCAGUGAUUGUGACGAUUCACUCCAUGUUGAAUUUUUAGAUUCAGAUUUUGAUUAUAGUGAUUAAAAAACAGUAUAAAAAUA